GUCACUGCAAAGAGGUGUGCAAACAGGCACUGAAGAUGUCUCGUGCCUCUGCAAGUCGUGCUUUAGCAGCCCUGCUGCUGGCUGUAGUUUGGGCACAUCCCAGUCAUGGCUCUGAACAAAGUCACCAGGGUGAAAUGGCCUGGCAUGCUCUCUCCCCUCAUAAUGCUGAAUUUGCCAUUGCCCUUGAACGACGUCUGAAAGCCAAGGCUGCUGGUGGGAAGAACGUCUUCUAUUCACCGCUGGGCAUCUCCACCGCUCUGUCCAUGCUGUCUGCAGGGGCCCACGGUGACACCCACACCCAGCUGUUUUCAAGCUUGGGCUACAGCACCCUGGACCAGAUGCAAGUCAAUGAAGCCUACAAGUAUGCUCUCCACAUUCUCAACAACCAGGAGAAUGUGCAGUUGGAAGUUGGCAACUCCGUUGCGGUACGCACUGGCUUCAAUCCUUUACCAGCUUUUUUGAAUGAUAUUCAGCAGUACUUCAUGGGUGAGAUCUUCAAAGUAAACUUUAAAAAUCCAGCUAAGGCAGAAGCACAGAUUAACCAACACAUUGCCACUAAAACCCAUGAUAAGAUCAAGGAUCUGGUCAAGGGCUUGGACCCUCAGACGUCUAUGGUGCUGAUCAACUGGGUCUACUUUAGAGGGCAGUGGCUAAAACCUUUUGAAAAGCGACUGACUACAAAGGAUGACUUUUAUGUAGACAAAAACACCAAAGUUAAGGUUGACAUGAUGAGGACGACUGAAUUCUUUGAUUCCUAUCAUGACUACGUCAACCACGCAGUUAUCCUCCAGCUGCCCUAUAAAGGCAGCACCUCCAUGAUGCUUGUCCUGCCUGAUGAGGGAAUGGCUGAUGUUGUGGAAAGUAGAAUCAAGGACUCUGUCAUGAAAUGGCAAAACGCUCUUUCUCAAAGACGCAUUGAUCUUUCCAUGCCAAAGUUUUCAAUCUCUGCCGAAGCCUCUCUAGAAGAUAUUCUAAAGGAAAUGGGAAUAACUAGAGCUUUUGAAAACUCUGCUGACUUCUCUGGCAUAUCUGAAGAGGUCAAGCUUGUAGUGUCAAAGGUCUCCCACAAGGCUGUGCUGAGUGUGGAUGAAAACGGCACGGAGGCAGCAGCUGCCACCACCAUUGAAAUCAUGGCCAUGAGCUCGCUUGAGGGCUUGACCGAAACUGUAAAAAUCAACAGACCCUUCUUUGUCUUCAUCGUGGAGCUCUCGACCAGGAGCUUUAUCUUCAUGGGCAGGAUCAACAACCCCACACUGUCGUAAAGCUACUCAGGAGUGUGCAGCAGUCAUUUCCCCUGCACUUUUUGCAGCUAUGACCUCGUUUCGCUUGACCAUCGUCACAGAAUGACUUCACUCAAAUUGAGAUGGACCCAUUUUUGUGGAAUUGGACAUGACAUUCUGUCUGAAUUGAUCAAACUUGUAGCUUGUCCUCUUGACAGUUUAGGCCUAACACUACUGUUUGCACAAACUUGUACUUUUUUUUUUUAUAAAUAAGCUUCAUGUAAUCUGAAAUAAAAACUUGCCA
This is a messenger RNA of Nematolebias whitei (Rio pearlfish), 1524 nucleotides long. RefSeq names its product alpha-1-antitrypsin homolog. Gene Ontology annotation, molecular function: serine-type endopeptidase inhibitor activity. The transcript has 5 exons. Bases 36 to 1262 code for a protein of 408 amino acids. Gene Ontology annotation, biological process: negative regulation of endopeptidase activity. The record is from RefSeq and is a predicted model, not a curated record. NCBI's taxonomy places the organism in Eukaryota, Metazoa, Chordata, Actinopteri, Cyprinodontiformes, Rivulidae.